AUGGGAACUCCACUUGUUGGUACCGCUAUUAUCACCGGGGCGAAUGGAUUGCUCGGGUCGGAGAUAGCUGUCUCGAUUGCCAAAGCACAGCCGUUUGUUCAUUUGCUGCUGGUGGCCCGCGAUAUCAGAUCCGACAGCGUCAAGGAUGUGACGGACAGGAUCCGUCUCAUCGGACCCCGCUCCGUCGAGGUGGUUAAAGCAGACCUUGCCUGCUUUAACUCCGUCGUGAGCUUUUCCCAAUACACCGUCGAGAGGGUACGAAGUAAAGAGAUCCCUCCCGUGAUCUUGUUGAUCAACUCCGCCGCAACUUCGUCAUACGUUACCGAUCAAGUCACACGAGAUGGGUACGAUCCCGUCUACCAGACCAACUGCAUCGCGCCGUUCCUGUUGACUGUGAGCCUGCUCGAGGCCUUCCGCGCAGGCGACGGUACACCGAACGGUGGUGCUCGAGUAAUCAAUAUCGGGUGCUCCUCCAUGUCCAAGGGAUCCCUGGACUAUUUUGACAGCGAAGACCCGGAGAGCGCUGCCCAGCCGCCAGGAACACCAAUUGGCGCCAAGGAAGCGACCAGUCGCUUCGGAAGUAGUAAGUUGUUAAUGAGCGCUGCUAUGUAUGCCUUGCGUCGAAGUCUGGUACUUACGGGCAACAUCUCGCUCAAUGUAUACACAAUGGAUCCCGGCGGUAUGACCGGAGAGAGCCACCUAACGACCGAUGCCCCGUUAUCGGUCCGAAUGGCACACCAGACGCGGUCUGGACUCCGGCCAUUCCUGCGGGUGUUUUCCAAAAGUGCGAUAAACAAGGCUAGCGUUCCAGCCAAGGUCAUUGCAAGAGUCGCAUUUCAAAAGGAGACGGUGGAGAACUGGGGAAGGGAACGAUAUUAUAUCUUGGAUAGCGAAUACGAGGCCGCAUCCGUCAUUCCGGCCUUGCGGGAUGUGCCGCGCAUGGAUGGGCUGCUGCAGAAGGUUAUGCGACAGAUCGAGAUAGGCGUCAAAGGCAUGGGAUCGCCUCAAUCAAGAGUAUCGCGGCUGACUGCUCGAGCGAUGAGCCGCCAAUCAAGAUGGACAACCACCGCAGUUGAUCAAAAGAUAAUGGAACCGAGAAAAACGUGGAGAGAGAUGAACCGGCAUCACGCCUUCUCGAAUGGCUAUGCUGCCUACCCCCGCGGCAAAGCCAGUCACAACAACACCUUUUCAAUUUCCCCCCACCGCUUUCAACCGCGCCCACAACCGGCUUUGCGACGUCGAAGACAGCUCCUUCAACGACUGUGCCUUAUUGCCGCCAUUUCAACGCUGCUGUUGAUCCUCAUUUUCCCUUCAUUUCGAGCGUUAUUCCUCCCCGCAGUCUCGCUUGGCCUUGUUUCCUCCGCCGAAGAUUUACAAUUAGAAACAGUCCGAUACUAUGACUUGUCAAAAAUGCAGGGCAGUGGCAGUGGUUGGGAGCAUGGAGAACGGGUACUCAUGUGCACACCCUUGAGAGACGCUGCGUCUCACCUGCCGAUGUUCUUUUCGCAUCUUCGCAACCUUACGUACCCUCAUAACCUGAUAGACCUGGCGUUCUUGGUUUCGGAUUCCGAAGACAAUACGAUGGAAAUGUUGUCAUCGAUGCUGGAUGACCUGCAGAACGACGCCGAUCCGAAGAUGUCGUUCGGAGAGAUUUCGGUUAUCCAGAAGGAUUUUGGUCAACAGGUCCAACAAGAUGUGGAGAGUAGACACGGAUUCGCCGCCCAGGCAAGUCGCAGAAAGCUGAUGGCUCAGGCACGGAACUGGCUGCUUAGCGCCACUCUGCGUCCGACGCAUAGCUGGGUUUACUGGAGAGAUGCGGACGUCUUGACGGCUCCCACAACUAUUCUGGAGGACCUUAUGAGACACGACAAGGAUGUUAUCGUUCCGAAUGUUUGGCGCCCCCUGCCAGAUUGGCUAGGUGGGGAACAACCGUACGAUCUGAACUCCUGGCAGGAGUCAGAAACCGCACUGGCCCUUGCCGAAACUCUGGACGAGGAUGCGGUCAUUGUGGAAGGUUAUGCUGAGUAUGCAACGUGGAGGCCUCACCUCGCCUAUCUGCGUGACCCAUACGGGGAUCCUGAUAUGGAAAUGGAGCUUGACGGUGUAGGAGGCGUCAGUAUUCUGGCGAAGGCCCGUGUCUUCCGGGCCGGAGUCCAUUUCCCGGCCUUCAGUUUCGAGAAGCAUGCCGAGACCGAAGGAUUCGGAAAGAUGGCGAGACGGAUGGGAUUUUCCGUCAUUGGCCUUCCGCACUACACGAUCUGGCAUCUUUAUGAGCCGAGUGUGGAUGACCUCCAACAUAUGGAGGAGAUGGAGCAGGAGCGACUGGAACGUGAGAGGGAAGAACAAGAACAGGCCGAGCGUGCUGAGCGGGUUCAAUCGCUGUUCAAGGACGCCAAAUCGCAGUGGGAUGUCGAUAGUGCGAACCUCCAAGACGCCAUUGAUAAGGAAGGGAAGAGCCAGGCGAGCGACUACUCGUCGUCAUCAUCGGAUGCCGAUAGUACGAAAGGCAGCGAAGAAGGUCCCGUGGCCCAGCCCGCUGCGAAAGAGCAGGAAGAGCCUACAAAUGAAAGAAAACAGGCAAAGCAAUAG
Messenger RNA from Aspergillus welwitschiae, 2589 nucleotides. RefSeq names its product Anp1-domain-containing protein. The coding region runs from base 1 to 2589 and encodes 862 amino acids. Gene Ontology annotation, molecular function: alpha-1,6-mannosyltransferase activity. NCBI's taxonomy places the organism in Eukaryota, Fungi, Ascomycota, Eurotiomycetes, Eurotiales, Aspergillaceae. Gene Ontology annotation, biological process: protein N-linked glycosylation; cell wall mannoprotein biosynthetic process. The transcript is spliced from 7 exons. The record is from RefSeq and is a predicted model, not a curated record. Gene Ontology annotation, cellular component: mannan polymerase complex.